Messenger RNA from Rotaria sordida, 405 nucleotides. Lineage: Eukaryota; Metazoa; Rotifera; Eurotatoria; Philodinida; Philodinidae. The record is from the annotation of a GenBank genome assembly.
AUGACAUUUGGUAUUCGUAAUAUUGUGGGCAUUCAUCGUCUUCAUAUAGGUCAGAAAAAUUAUUUAACUCCUUUGUUAUUCAAAACAUAUGAAAAAUGGUCUUAUUGGAAAAAAGAAGCAUUUGAUUAUCUUAUUUGGUGUCAUUUAUCUCAUGCACUUGACUUUAGUAUUGCACUUUUAUGUUGGCUUUGGAUAUUUCCAAUAACAUUUCCUGAAGCAAAUCAAUGGCAUAUUAAAUGGGUAUCACGAGUUUUUCUUUAUAAUAUAGCUUGUGAAUUUAUUUUUUAUUCAUUUUGGCAUUGGAUGACUUAUGGAUGUACAAGUCCAUAUCCUCGAGGAUCAUUACAUGAAAAAAAAUGUAAUCCAAUUAAUCAAUAUGAAGAAAAAAUCAACAUCAGUUAUUAA